AUGAAUUUGGAUGAAACUAGGGAGUGGCACUGCCCAGCAUGUCAGAAAGGUCCUGGUGCACUUCAGCCACUUAUGAGCCAUGCAAAAACUAGAAGGAAAGGAAAUGUAAAGGUCCACAGGGAACUUGCUGAACUGCUGGAAGAAGAGCUGCGAAUUAGGGGUACAUCUGUAAUCCCUGCUGGUGUAGCAUUCGGGAAGUGGAGAGGGCUAAAAGAAAAUGUUGUGAGGGACAAGGAGAUUGUUUGGCCCCCGAUGGUGAUUAUAAAGAACACAUUACUUGAGCAAGAUGAUGAUGGGCAGUGGCUUGGAAUGGGCAAUGCGGAGCUUCUUGAAUACUUCAGUGCUUACGAAGCUGUGAGCUCGAAGCAUUCCUAUGGCCCAAAAGGGCACCGAGGGAUGAGCCUCUUGAUUUUUGAGUCCUCAGCAAUAGGGUUUAUAGAGGCUGAGCAGUUGAGUAAGCAUUUUGAGGAUGAAGGAAUAGGUAAAGAAGCUUGGGACCAUCAUCGUGUCAACUUUAUUCCUGGUGGACAGCGCCAACUUUAUGGUUACAUGGCAGAAAAGAGGGACUUGGAGAGUUUUAACCAACAUUCUCGUGGUAAGCCAUUACAAAAAUUUGAAAUGAGAUCAUAUCAAGAGGUGGUAAGCAGCCAGUUGAAGCAGAUGAGUGAGGACAAUCAUCUUCUUCUGCUAUGGUACAAGAAUAAAGUCGAAAAGUUAAAAAAGGAGUUGGAAGUUCUUAAGGGGUCCUUUGACACAGUGACGGAGAAGAUGCGGAAGGUCUCGGAGGAGAAUCGUAUUGUGCGGCUUAGAACCAAACUGCAUCACAAAGAAAUUAAGGAGGAGAUGGACGAACAAGAGGAGUUCAGCAGGUCUACAGUCAAAGUUUUAGAUGAUGCUCGAAAAGAGAUGGAAGAGAAGUUGCAAAAGAUACAGCAGGAACAUGAGGGGACAAAACAAUAUAUGGAAACUCCAUUAGCAAAGGACCGGCAAAGCAGGAUCGAAACUGGUGCUACAUCGAUCUUGUCUCAGCAGCAAGAUACAGAUAUAUAUAUGCAGAAGAGAGGAACAGAUUGCUAAAGAAGCAGGAACAGAGGAGGGCUGAGUUAAGGAGGCAGCAGUACGAGGAGAAAAUAAAGCUGGAAGAGGAGUUGAAUGCAGAAUUAGCACAACUGGUGGACAAACACAACCCUCAUUAAUCAGAGUAAGAGCUUUAAGCAUGUGGUGAAGAAAGAUAGGAGAAUGAGAGAGCUAGUACUGUAGCAACAGAAUUUAAAACUGCAGUAAUGCCUUUUCACUUGUCAGUAUCAUUAUUAUAAAUAUUACUAUUAUGGAACUGACUUAAGAUGAAGCUUAUGGUUUUCAACUUUUCAAGUAUUAUCAUUGUCAUUUUUAUGCAUUUGCUUGUUUUAGGAUUGUUCCCUUGUAAAUCAGAAAUGUUAGCCAUUAACCAACCGUUUUGUA
Molecule: messenger RNA, 1461 nt
Organism: Daucus carota subsp. sativus
Lineage: Eukaryota; Viridiplantae; Streptophyta; Magnoliopsida; Apiales; Apiaceae
Product: protein SUPPRESSOR OF GENE SILENCING 3-like
Biological process (GO): defense response to virus; regulatory ncRNA-mediated gene silencing
Source: RefSeq, a predicted model, not a curated record